UCUGGUUUUCAUAGCCAAUACAGGAUGUUGUUGAAGUCCAAUAAACUAUAGUAUUAAAAUGAAACAGAAUUGGUCUGGACAACCGCUUUUGUUGAGCUGAAGACUUCUGUGUAAAUAUCUUUUUUGUGGGUGUUUGGAAUCCAAAGAGGGCGGUCUCAACCCACAGGACACUUAAGAUAAUGACCAUCUCAUUGAAAGGUGCACAUCUUCACACUUGUAUGUGUGGGAUUGCAAAAACCAAGAUGAUCUGGAUCACUUUGUUUCUGUUUCAUAUUUUUACUCAUCUAUUUGCAUCAUCAGACAUGCCUAUGAAUUCAAGGAGCACUCACCAUGAUGAACCUGUGAUUUUAAAUGAGCAGUUGGACAAUGCGUCUUUUCAAGACCAAAAAGAAUAUAGCUCAGGCAAAGACAAAUGCACUAUGCCUUGUGAAAUGACUGCCAAGCUAAUGCGUGAUGAGAAGCAUUCCUUGUGCAGUAUCCUCCAAAACACCAUGGUAUCAUAUACAAGAAGCACUAGAAAGCUGAUCAGAGAUCUCAUUGAUGAACAGCAGAAGACCUUGGAAUUACUCUCAAGUCAGAUGAAUGAACUGAUGACCAGAGUGAACACGCUCAGUUUGGACAUGCAGAGAAGCAACAACGAUGUCUUUUCCUUGCAGUCCCACGGGAGAGAUUGUAGUGACAUCAAAGAGACACUAGAGGCAAUAUCUCCCAAAAUUCCUAGUGGAAUUUACAUAAUUCAUCCAGAAGACACAGAUGUUCCUUUUGAGGUGUUCUGUGAAAUGGACUAUAUGGAGGGUGGAUGGACAGUAAUACAGAGAAGAACAGAUGGUCUCACUGACUUCAAAAAAGUGUGGUCAGAGUACUUGGAUGGAUUUGGACACUUACCAGGAGAACACUGGUUAGGUCUGAGGAAGGUCUUCAAUAUUUUGAAUCAGAAAAACACACGUUUCCAGCUGCACGUGUCUCUGGUGUCGCAAGAUGAUUCCAUAGCGUAUGCUUCAUAUGACAAUUUUUGGCUUGAAGACGAAACCAACUUCUUCGCAAUACACCUGGGCAGAUAUGCUGGUAGUGCAGGGGAUGCAUUCAGAGGAUAUGACCAGGAGGAGAACCAGGACACAGCUCCGUUCAGUACCUCUGAUAUUGACAACGAUGGCUGUGCCCCGUUCUGCACUUUUGAUGAAAAAGCAGUUGAAAGCUGCAGUGUGCACCAAAACAACACAGGAUGGUGGUUUAACCAAUGUGGAAAAGCAAAUUUGAAUGGCUCCCAACUGGACCAAGAUUACACCACCCAGUCACAUAUUCGAUGGGACACCUGGACUAAAAACGGCAAGCCAGUCCAAAUCAAAUCAGUGUCUAUGAAGAUCAGAAGAGUUCAGAUCCAGAACUCAAAAUAAAUCCAUGAAGCAUUGAUCAUUGACCGAGAUGUCAUCAGUGUGACAAAACGUCUGGUAUUGCGAUGGGUCAAGAACCAAAAUAUUUAUUCUUGCUUUUCAUUAUAAUGAAAAAAGCUGUAUCACUACUCAAAUGUUAUCAUUAAAAGACUCUGCACUG
This is a messenger RNA of Triplophysa dalaica, 1551 nucleotides long. RefSeq names its product angiopoietin-like 5 (gene angptl5). The coding region runs from base 180 to 1394 and encodes 404 amino acids. The transcript has 8 exons. NCBI's taxonomy places the organism in Eukaryota, Metazoa, Chordata, Actinopteri, Cypriniformes, Nemacheilidae. The record is from RefSeq and is a predicted model, not a curated record.